AUUUGAAAAUACGAAAGGCCUUCGCUUUUUCCCUCUACCCUUUCUUUCUAUACUUUCUUUCUUUCUUUGUUCUUUGCUCAACGCAACACAACGCAACGUCUCUCACAAAUGCAAGACAUUUUCGGAUCAGUUCGCCGGUCACUAGUAUUCCGUGCUUCACCGGAGAACGAAGAUCACUCACUCGGAGUCGGAGGAACCCUAGUUGAUAAGAUCGGUUAUUGUAUUCGCAAUUCUAGAGUUUUUUCUAAACCUUCUCCGCCGUCGCCGCCGAUUCGUAAAGACACUGUGCCUCAAAUCCGAUGGAGGAAAGGCGAAUUGAUCGGUUGUGGUGCCUUUGGUCAUGUUUACGUUGGAAUGAAUCUCGAUUCUGGAGAACUUCUAGCAGUUAAACAGGUUUUGAUUGCAGCAAGUAGUGCUUCGAAGGAGAAGGCACAGGCUCAUGUAAAAGAACUUGAGGAAGAAGUUAAACUGCUUAAAGAUCUUUCGCAUCCCAACAUUGUUAGAUAUUUGGGUACUGUCAGAGAAGAAGAUACCUUAAAUAUUCUUCUGGAGUUUGUUCCUGGUGGAUCCAUAUCUUCACUGUUGGGGAAGUUUGGCGCUUUCCCCGAGGCUGUCAUAAGAACUUACACGAAGCAGAUAUUGCUUGGACUCGAGUACUUGCACAAAAAUGGAAUCAUGCACAGGGACAUUAAGGGGGCCAAUAUUCUUGUAGAUAAUAAAGGAUGCAUAAAGCUUGCAGAUUUUGGAGCUUCUAAACAGGUCGUUGAGCUGGCUACCAUUUCCGGUGCCAAGUCUAUGAAGGGUACUCCAUAUUGGAUGGCUCCUGAAGUUAUUCUCCAGACUGGGCAUAGCUUCUCUGCUGACAUUUGGAGCGUGGGUUGUACAGUGAUUGAGAUGGCUACUGGAAAGCCUCCUUGGAGUCAGCAAUACCAACAAGAGGUUGCUGCUCUCUUCCAUAUAGGGACAACUAAGUCUCAUCCACCAAUCCCUGACCAUCUCUCUGCUGGCGCAAAAGAUUUUCUGCUAAAGUGCUUGCAGAAGGAACCAAUUUUGAGGCUAUCAGCACCAGAACUGCUUCAGCAUCCCUUUGUUACUGGUGAAAAUGUGGAUUCGAUUCCUCAGUCAUCUACUGCCAUGGAAAGUUUUAGAUCUUCUUCACCAUCAUGUGUUCCAGAUGUUGAAUCAUUACUUUGCUGCUCAACAGCAAAUCCUCAGGACUCAGGAAAUGAACAUUUAUGGGGAAUGAGCAAUGAUGAUGACAUGUGUGUGAUUGAUGACAACGAAGAGUUCUCAGAGUGUGAUGUCAAAUACAAAUCAUUCAUUCCAGAUAAUAUUGAGAGUUUCAACCCUAUGUCCGAUCCCUCUGAUGAUUGGGGAAGCAAAUUUGAUGCAAGUCCAGAACUGGAAAAUAGAGGAGUUAGUUUGGACACUGAUGAAAGUUACAUGUCACCUGGUCAAAUGGAGUCUAAUAAGGAACAGAAAGAUUUACCCUUUCCAUGUGUGCCAUCUCUAUCAGAAGAAGACGAUGAGCUCACAGAGUCAAAAAUUAAAGCUUUUUUGGAUGAGAAGGCUCUUGAACUGAAAAAACUGCAGACUCCUUUAUAUGAAGAGUUUUUCAACAGUUUAAAUGCAUCCUGUUCUCCUAAUGUGAUUGAUAGCACAAGUGAUGAUACCCCCGGUCGAAAAUACUUGAAAUUACCUCCUAAAAGCAAGUCACCAAGUCGAAUACCAAUUAGUUCUCCAUCUAAAGCAGUUGAUAGUGCUGGAAGUCCUGGAAGUAAUGGCAGGUCCUCAUCAACGGUUGGCAAUGUAAAUAAUCAUGGUUCGCAGGAUAUUCCAGUAUCUCCCCUUAAUGAACGGAAAGGAAUGAUAGCCGACUCCCAACAGGAGCCCUUUAGCCCAAGUUUAAGCUUUUCUGAGAGACAGAGGAAGUGGAAAGAAGAGCUAGAUCAGGAGCUUGAGAGAAAACGAGAAAUGAUGCGCCAAGCUGGUAUGGGGGGAAAGACAUCUUCACCAAAGGAUCGAGCUUUACAUCGACAGAGAGAGCGAACAAGAUUUGCUUCUCCCGGCAAAUAACUGUGUUUGUUAGAGCGUUCAUCCUGUCUUCGUGAACGUCGGAUUGCAAACACGUGUUGCUGCAGUUUUGUUGGGGUUGUCAAUGUUAUAUAAUAUAUCUGAUUUGUCCGUUUUGUCAUUUGACAUAUCUCACAUGCUUAGCUUGGCCGUGCUGUUGUGUUAUGUAAAGCUUUUUACACAGGUGUUGCUUGAAAUUUUUUACUUUCCUUUGGGGUUGAGAUAGAUGCUCGUCUCAAGUUUAUAUGCCCUUUGUAUUAUGAAAAUAGAAAUAAUCAGAACUGUGUGGGGGCAAGUUUCCUUAUUGAGAUGUUCCACUUCCCUCUGUUUCCAAUGAUAAUUGCAGUUUGAUUUUUUAUUUCUCCUGCAGCACGGAAUUGAUCUCCCGA
Molecule: messenger RNA, 2462 nt
Organism: Cicer arietinum (chickpea)
Lineage: Eukaryota; Viridiplantae; Streptophyta; Magnoliopsida; Fabales; Fabaceae
Product: mitogen-activated protein kinase kinase kinase NPK1
Biological process (GO): MAPK cascade; protein phosphorylation
Cellular component (GO): cytoplasm
Molecular function (GO): ATP binding; MAP kinase kinase kinase activity
Source: RefSeq, a predicted model, not a curated record